AUGGCGAGGAGAGGAAGCAUGCAGCACCGUCGUGGAGGGCUCAAGUCGAAGGCUGGCAAGCUGAUGGUAGUUUGCAUGGGUGGAGUUUUGUUGAUUGCCAGCGGUCAGGCUGGUGCAGAAAAACUCCGUGAAGGACUUCAACAUCGGGGUUUGCAGCAACAAGCUAGCACGACUGUUACACCAACAAUCAACGGUGCAACCGCUACAUGUACUUUCCCAACGGCAGUCGGACAACAAACCGUCGCAGCUAGUAGUGGCUUGAAGCUCUCAAAAGAAAGCCUGACUGCUGUUUUGCAGUGUUCUGGUGAACAAGGUGCCACAAUAUCCACGAUACCCCCGAAUCUGGGGGCGAACGUGUGUGUCACAAACUAUAACGGUAAAGAAAGUGACAAGAGCUGCAGGAUUGAAGGCAGCACAGACGGCGCAGAAACCGCGCUCAAAGAACUCCUGGGGACAACCCGCGAUAUCACGUGGACGAAAAAAACUGUCAACGAGAUCUCAAAAGCCUCGACCCCCACAGAUUGGAGCUUAGAACUACUGGAUUCAGAUCUGCCUCUAUCCGAGAAGGCCUUCUUCGUCGGCUGUCAGCAGACUACCGGGACUGACAAACGUGCACGGCAAACGAAGUCGUGUACUGUAACAGUAAACGUCGACGCGAGAGAUUCCGCUGUUGGGGCGAAUAACGUGGUAACCUGCGCGUACGGUAAAAACAGCAAUCCUGAGCCCCUGAAGGUUGUGAUGACAACAGAAAAGAACACCCUCACUCUUCACUGUGGUUCCGAGGGUUCUGUCAACCCCGCGUCAUAUGAGACUCAGUUUUGCGAUCCUCAGGGAAAAGAUAUGAAAAACUGCGUACGGAAGAAUUAUGUUGACAUUCUUCCGACGUUUCUUACGAGCUGGUGGACAAAGGAGCAUGAAGGUAGUACGGUGAAGCUGACGAUCCCGGAAACGGACUUUCCUGAAUCCGAACAACAGUUUCGUUUGAGUUGCGUUCUCAAAGAUCGGGAUGCGACAAACCCAGAGAGUGAAAAGGUCAAAGAAGACAGCGAUGGUGCACAGGCUGCUGCCACCGCGUCAAGAUGCAAUGUGGUGGUCGUCGUCAAGUCUGCAAAUUUUGCUUCGUUUGCAUCGCCCGCUGCGGAAAUUGCAGCUGCAGCCGCUGUGACAGGCCUCUUCGCUAGUUCCCUUUAA
Molecule: messenger RNA, 1191 nt
Organism: Neospora caninum
Lineage: Eukaryota; Apicomplexa; Conoidasida; Eucoccidiorida; Sarcocystidae
Product: srs domain-containing protein
Exons: 1
Coding region: 1-1191 (396 amino acids)
Cellular component (GO): membrane
Source: RefSeq, a predicted model, not a curated record